AUGUGUUUCAUUUUGGAGGUUUUUGUGGGAAAGAUACUGUGCAACGGGCGAGCAGCAGCUCUUGGUACCGUGUGCUGGGAUUUGGCAAAUAAGCGUGUCAUCAGUAAUUCAUUUAUUUUAGACGAUCCAGACCUGAAAGAUAUUGACCCUACGGUAUUAAAACAUUGCCAUGCUGCGGCUGCAACGUGUAUUCUGGAGGCUGGAAAGCAGAAAGCUGACAUAUCUGCUAUAAGCACAUGUCUAGAAGACUGUAUGCUGGAUAAAGAGAGAAUAGAACAAUUUUGCACCGAAUAUGAGAAAAACAAGGAUGCACUGGAAAUCCUAUUGGGAAGCAUAGGCAGAUCUCCUCUCCACAUAACUGAUGUGUCUUGGCGCUUGGAAUAUCAGAUCAAGAGCAAUCAACUUCAUAAAACUUACCAGCCUUCCUACUUGGUGACCUUAAAUGUAGAGAACGGUGAUUCAGGAUCACACCCAGAUGUUAGUUUUACCUGCACGAUGGAGCAAUUACAGGAUUUAGUUGGAAAACUAAAAGAUGCUGCAAAAAGUCUAGAAAGGGCGACUCAGAUGUGA
Molecule: messenger RNA, 570 nt
Organism: Cariama cristata (Red-legged seriema)
Lineage: Eukaryota; Metazoa; Chordata; Aves; Cariamiformes; Cariamidae
Gene: COMMD3
Product: COMM domain containing 3
Exons: 7
Coding region: 1-570 (189 amino acids)
Biological process (GO): sodium ion transport
Source: RefSeq, a predicted model, not a curated record